GCUAGACCGGAGAGACAGAGAGACGCUCAGGACCCACGGGUGCGGUGACCCACGAUGGCCAAUGCCAGCAGAGACCUCAGCACCAGGAUGGUCAGCAAAGACCAGAACACAAAUGAAAGGAUUGUGCGUGAACUGCUAUUCAGCCACUUCAGAAGACAUAAAGUGGAGAUUUCAAACGCCAUAAAAAAGACAUUUCCUUUCCUUGAAACCCUCCAUGACCGUGAGUUCAUCAGCGACAAACUGUAUACAGACUGUCAAGAAUCAUGUAGAAACCUGGUUCCUGUACAAAACGUGGUGUACAAUGUCCUCAGUGAGGUGGAGAAGACAUUUGACUUGAAAUUUCUGGACGCGCUGUUCAGCGAAGUCCACAUGGAGGAGUAUCCAGAGUUACGCUCUGUUCAUAGUGACUUUCAAAAUGUGAUCCAAGCGAUAGCUCGUCACCCACAAGGUGAUGGAGCGGAGGCAGUGGAGCGGCCCGACAGCCAGCUGAGCCUCGAACAAGGGACUGGAGAAAGCGCCUGUCAAAGCCUCACCUGGCGGCCAGCGGACUCCUCAGCUCACACAGGUACAAGCCCGCCUGACAGCGGCGCCUCGGAGAGCUGCUUGGACACGGGAGAGGCCAGCGCCGGCCACGGCGACGGUGCCCCAGCGGGCCAGCAAGACCACGAACAGGGGGCCCAAGGUCCAGAGGUCCCGAACCAUGGACUCCAAACCAACUCCUGUUCUGUGUAUCUGGUGGAUGAAAGGAGGGAAAAGCAAUUUUUUGACUCAGAAGCUGAGCAGCAAGCUGAGUCAGGAGCUGGCUGUAACCAGGCAGCCAACAUCAUAGGUAAGGCCGGUGGGGAGUGUGUGGUGUGA
Condylura cristata (star-nosed mole) is the source of this 858-nucleotide messenger RNA. Its product is annotated as nuclear autoantigen Sp-100-like. Gene Ontology annotation, biological process: regulation of transcription by RNA polymerase II. Gene Ontology annotation, molecular function: DNA-binding transcription factor activity, RNA polymerase II-specific. The record is from RefSeq and is a predicted model, not a curated record. Bases 55 to 858 code for a protein of 267 amino acids. Gene Ontology annotation, cellular component: nucleus. NCBI's taxonomy places the organism in Eukaryota, Metazoa, Chordata, Mammalia, Eulipotyphla, Talpidae. The transcript has 7 exons.